AUGAUGAUGGAUGAGGCGCGCUCAUUCACGCGAUAUGACGAGGUCGCGAGGCGGGUAAGGGAAGAUACUCAAAAGGUCAGCUUCACAUUUACCACCAGCGGCUUCCAAACUUCCCCACCGACACUGCCUACUAUCAUGGCUAGGUUUACCACACUCUUAUUCCUGUGCGCCACUCCCCUCCUCCACGCGUCCGUCCUCCCCGCGCAAAACCUCCUCGUCCCCGCCUCGCCAUCAAACCACCCCUCCACAUCUAUACCCACAUCCACACCCAACGACGACACCCCCCUCCCUCUAAUAAUCUGGCACGGCCUGGGCGACAACUACGCAGCCUCCGGCCUCGCCGACGUCGCCGCCCUCGCCGAAGCCGUCCACCCAGGAACAACCACCUACAUAAUCCGGCUCGGCGACGACGCCAGCGCCGACCGCAGCGCGACCUUCUUCGGCAACCUAACGCAACAGCUGUCCGCGGUCUGCGCCACCCUGGCGGCGCACCCGGUCCUGUCCGUGGCGCCGGCCGUCGACGCGCUCGGCUUCUCGCAGGGCGGCCAGUUCCUGCGCGGCUACGUCGAGCGCUGCAACGUGCCCCCCGUGCGCAGCCUGGUCACCUUCGGCAGCCAGCACAACGGCAUCGCCGAGUUCCAGGCCUGCGCCCCCGGGGACUGGCUGUGUCGCGGCGCGGAGGGCCUGCUGCGCUCGAAUACCUGGUCGCCGCUGGUGCAGGGCCGGCUGGUCCCCGCGCAGUACUUCCGCGAUCCGCGCCGGAUGGAGGAGUACCUCGAGUUCAGCAACUUCUUGGCGGAUGUCAAUAACGAGCGGGCGGUGAAGAAUCAGACGUAUAAGGAGAACCUGAGCGGGCUGGAGCGGUUCACGAUGGUGCUGUUCGAGGAGGACGAGACGGUUAUUCCGAAGGAGAGCGGCUGGUUCGCUGAGGUUAAUGGGACGGAGGUGACGCCACUUCGGGAGAGGGAGAUGUACAAGGAGGAUUGGAUUGGGCUGAAGGCUUUGGAUCAGAAGGGGGCGCUGAAAUUCGAGGUCACGAAAGGAGGACACAUGCAGCUUAGUUCGAAGGUGUUGAGAAAGACUUUCGAGGCAAACUAUGGGCCGCUUGGGAGGCAGUUCGAUGCCGAGGAGGUGGGUGGUGAGGAUGAGGAUGAGGAGAGCUCUUGGCAGCUGGAACUGUAA
Drepanopeziza brunnea f. sp. 'multigermtubi' MB_m1 is the source of this 1182-nucleotide messenger RNA. RefSeq lists its product as uncharacterized. The record is from RefSeq and is a predicted model, not a curated record. Gene Ontology annotation, molecular function: thiolester hydrolase activity; palmitoyl hydrolase activity. NCBI's taxonomy places the organism in Eukaryota, Fungi, Ascomycota, Leotiomycetes, Helotiales, Drepanopezizaceae. Gene Ontology annotation, cellular component: lysosome.